ACUGACCUCACAUUGUGCAAAACUUUCCCCUGUUCACCUUUAACUGCACAGUUAUCUAUGCACAUCCCUAAGCACAUGGUGGUCGGAAUAGCUGCAGCAAUUUGUCUAAAGCAACUAAAGGUUUUAAUUUACAGCAAACCUUUGUUAUGUCAAAAACAAAACCUUGCAAAGCUUAAAUGGCCUUACUCUUUUACCAGUGGCUAUUGUACAAUAUGGGAAUGCACUUUUAAUGACUGCACUGUUCUUUAAUUACCCUUUAGGGUCAUGCUGCAUAUGUUUGCAGCAAUAAUCUACUGCUGACAAAGAGAUCAGUGCAUGGAGCUCCAAUGAAGCCAUAUGAGGACAAUGUGCGCAGAGAGGGGACAUCACAGCAGGUGGCCAGUGUUGUGCAACCAGAACCUGCCAUGCUGCAUGAGGACGAGUGGGAUCUCGAGAUUCCUGUAGUGGAUGCGAUGCUGCCUGCCAAUUGCCAUUCAGCACAGCCCAGCUGUGUCCUUGGGCCUCGUGCACAGGUGCCAGGCACCGAGGAAGCUGAUGGUGUGCCUUCCACAAAUGAGCCUGUCCCAGUACCUACUGAGCUGGGUGUGGAAACACCAUUGUUCGUGCCAGUUGAUGGAAAGUUGUUGAAACAGCCAGUGGAGCAGUGCUCUGAAAGGAAACAGAUGCUGAUGUACUAG
This is a messenger RNA of Dermacentor silvarum, 677 nucleotides long. RefSeq lists its product as uncharacterized. The record is from RefSeq and is a predicted model, not a curated record. NCBI's taxonomy places the organism in Eukaryota, Metazoa, Arthropoda, Arachnida, Ixodida, Ixodidae. Bases 327 to 677 code for a protein of 116 amino acids. The transcript is spliced from 5 exons.